AUGUCUCAACACCACGAAAACAUCUUCGACAAAAUGUUCCACCACCACAAACACCAAGACACCCAGCGUCAGGAGAACGACGACAGCGGCAAAUACCCCUCUCAGCAGAAGAGCAAUCUGCACGAAACAGAGGAGGAAAGUCAACCUUCGCAUCAUGGAGAGGAGGAAGGGGUUGUGAAUCGAUUUGAGAAUUAUAUUAAGGAGGAUGAGGAGUUGGAGAGGGAGGGGCAGACGUAUGGGGGGUUGAUGUAA
Aspergillus neoniger CBS 115656 is the source of this 252-nucleotide messenger RNA. RefSeq lists its product as uncharacterized. The transcript is spliced from 2 exons. Lineage: Eukaryota; Fungi; Ascomycota; Eurotiomycetes; Eurotiales; Aspergillaceae. The coding region runs from base 1 to 252 and encodes 83 amino acids. The record is from RefSeq and is a predicted model, not a curated record.